AGGGUCCAAUUUUUCCGACAAAAACGUGCUAUCCAAGUGUUAGACCGCGACAACAGACAAGCAACGCUUGAAGUGCCAUUGACAUUUCAUCUCAGCCAGACACCAUGAGCGGGCUGCGUGAGGUGUCCCGGUGCAUCCGGCAGCUUCCCAAAACCCCUCUUACAAGACCGGCAGCACCCCAGACUAUACUUCGACGAUGCGCGUCCUCGCAGGCCGCUGCCGCGCAAGUCGGAACUGCUGCGCCGGCAGUAAGAGCAGAGCUUGAUGACCUGGAGCAACGCUCAUCACAGAGUGAGGCCAAGUUUGGCGAGGACUACAAGCAGAGGGCGCCGUGGGUUGGGUUGAAGGAUAGAAACGCAUUGCCUGGCGGAAGAUACCACUACUUUCCCCCUAAGUAUGAUAGAGGUCCAUUGCAUCCACUGCAGGUACCCCGUCAGUCGGACCCUACCGCACGAGACUUCGUCCCUGGGCCCUUCAACAACCCUCGACUCCGUCAGACGUACGAGUCCACGAUCAUGUCCGAUUACCUGACACUCGCCUACAACCACAUUCCUCCUGGAGAAUACACCAAGCCUGUCGACAAGUCACAGUUCCGGAAAUGGGAAGGCGACAACCCAUACUUUGAAAACCGUCCGCUGCGUCCGCCUCGAGGCUCUGCCCGUUACCGCAUCGCUGAGCAUGAUAUCAGUUUUGCCAAUGUCCCCGAGAUCACCCAGAUCACGCUUGCAUGCCACGUGCCCGAGUCCAACGCCAACCCGUUGUACCUCUUCACGGCUCGUACCAUGUUGCAAACCAUCACAGGUGUUGUACCUGAGGUGACCAAGUAUAAGAACGCCAAUGCUGGCUUUGGUCUCCAAAAGGGCAAGGCUAGCGGUGCAAAGGUGACUUUAAAGGGCAACCAAGCAUAUGAAUGGCUCGACAAGUGCAUCCAUAUUGUUAUGCCCCAGAUUAAGGAGUGGCCAGGAGUUAAGGGUAGCACCGGUGAUAACAAAGGCAACAUCGCAUGGGGUUUUGAGCCCAAGGAUAUGGUUCUUUUCCCCGAGAUCGAGUCUAACAUUUCGACAUUCCCUCCUAAGAUGCUUCCUGGAUGCCGUGUUUUCAUCACCACAUCGGCAAGGUCAACAAGGCACGCCCGGCUGCUUCUUCAAUCACUUGGCAUUCCGUUCUACGGAGCACUCGCCUAAGUGCAAUGAAGCCGUUGCAACGAACUGUCUGGUCAAAUCUGUUAUAGCCAGCUGUAUAACACAUUCUGUACAUUUUGUGUAAUGCCCUCUGGAAAAAAAAAAAACUUUAGACACUAUGUUCAAUUUCCUUGAAUCUUCCAUGUUUUGAGAUGAAAUCGUUUGCAUGUGAAGCAAGGUAUCAUUUAUCACCCAGAAUACGCCAAACGCCGGUCAACCCGCCCAACAUGCCGCGCCUAUUACUAAAAUUCCCAGUCCCUUAUGCCUCUAUCA
Pyricularia oryzae 70-15 is the source of this 1454-nucleotide messenger RNA. Its product is annotated as 54S ribosomal protein L7. The transcript has 3 exons. Gene Ontology annotation, cellular component: ribosome; cytosolic large ribosomal subunit. Bases 105 to 1184 code for a protein of 359 amino acids. NCBI's taxonomy places the organism in Eukaryota, Fungi, Ascomycota, Sordariomycetes, Magnaporthales, Pyriculariaceae. Gene Ontology annotation, biological process: translation. The record is from RefSeq and is a predicted model, not a curated record. Gene Ontology annotation, molecular function: structural constituent of ribosome; RNA binding.